AUGCGUAAUUGCCUCUGUUCCCCCUCCUGCUGCUGCUCCCAACAGCGGUGGUUGCUGUGGUACCGGGCGGAGGGAAGUAGGCGGUAACCCUCCGGACAGACACCGGUAAACAAGCCUCCUGGCUGAGCGGAACGUUCGGGCAUGAGGGACCGGCUGACUGAGCUGUCAGCGGCUAAAGCAUCUGAGGAAGAUGGAGAUUCAGUUGUCAUUAUUGAGAAGGAGCAGUUUAUGGAUGACUUUUUUCAUCAGGUAGAAGAAAUAAGGAAUCACAUUGCUAAAAUAUCGGAAAAUGUCGAUGAGGUGAAAAAGAAGCACAGCACUAUUUUAUCGGCACCAAACCCAGAAGAAAAAACAAAAGAUGAACUUGAAAGUCUUAAUAAAGAAAUAAAGAGUAUUUCCAAUAAAGUCCGAACAAAGUUAAAGGCCAUUGAGCAAACAAUUGAUCAAGAUGAGAAUGCCAACAGGUCUUCUGUGAAUUUAAGAAUAAGAAAAUCUCAGCAUACAGUAUUGUCCAGAAAGUUUGGGGAAGUUAUGAUUGCAUAUAAUGAAACCCAGAUUCAGUUUCGAGAGCGAAGCAAAGGACGAAUACAGCGUCAGCUGGAAAUAACUGGAAAAACAACCACAGAUGAUGAACUGGAGGAGAUGCUGGAGAGUGGGAACCCAUCAAUAUUCACAUCAGAUAUUAUUUUAGAUUCUCAGAUCACACGGCAGGCGUUAAAUGAGAUUGAAUCAAGACACAAGGACAUCAUGAAGUUGGAAUCAAGCAUACGCGAGUUACAUGACAUGUUCAUGGACAUUGCAAUGUUGGUGGAGACUCAGGGCGAAAUGAUAAACAAUAUUGAGAAGAAUGUGGAAAAUGCUGUUGAUUACAUUGAACAUGCCAAAGAAGAAACCAAGAAGGCUGUGAAAUAUCAGAGCAAAUCGCGCAGGAAAAUGAUCUUCAUCAUCAUCUGUGUAGUCAUCUUGCUGCUAAUUCUUGCAAUCAUCCUGGGUACAACUUUGUCAUAAUGAUUCCACCAAGAGAAGCAUCUGCCAGACCAUCUCGUCGUGCCAGCCUUGUGCCCCUUAUUUAGGUACUUGGUGGCCGCAGUGACAAAACACCUGGUGGUUUUCUUUGUAUAGGUCCUUCUCUACAAAGCAGGAGUGGGGUAAACGGCCGAAGACUAAAACGCUAGCUUUUUAUCAUGAGAGAAGUGAAGUACAGGGUCAUCUGUAUAAAAUCUUAGCAGGAUAUACUCACCAGUUCACAUAACAAAGAAAUUUUUAGGUUAAUAUAUUUUUGUCAUUCUAUGUAUAUUUAUUUAGAUCUAAGGCUGUGUUCACAUCUGAAUUAGGUCUUCCACUUUCCUGUUCCUUUAUACAAACAGAAAAAUGGAAUUCAAGCCGUGAUAGAUCUGUGGCACUGAGGACACCAGUGGCGCCCAGCGGAUUCCAUUGACUUAGAAUGAGGUCUAUCGGGUUCUGUCACUGAGUCCGUUGCCGUGCCAGAAAUAAACAGCACUGUCAGAUGUAACAGAAUUGGCACCAUAGCGGUUGUGAACUCAGCCUAGCGGCAUUAUUGUAAUCAUGUUAUGGUUUGUUCUUUACAGUCCAUUGCAACUGCAAACCUCAAAUGCUGCUGUACCCAGUGUUAAUUUUGUAUAUUGCACAUUACUGUAUUUUAGGGAAUAAUUAUGGGGUUAUUUGUCCUCCCAAACUUAUUUUUUUUUAUUUUUUUUUGUGGACUUUAAAUUUUAGCAUGACAUUGCAUACAUGAGUAAUUUUAGUUUUUUGCCCCCUCUGGAACACAUUUCAGUCCAUUAAUACCACGUCUGCACUUCUCAGUGGUGUCUGUUCCUAUUGUUUGCCUGUGAUUCACUUAAAGUGAUUGUGAUGAGUUUUAACGCUUUGGGAUAACUAUAUGGUAACAGGUCCUGUUCCCGUCUGAAUGGAAAGGCAGGUCACACAUUCCCGCUGACUCUUCUUUCAUCUGUAUGGUGCUGACAGAGACUGAAGUGCCAUACUCGACGUCUCUUCGAUGGUCCUAUACAGAAUGAAUGGAGCAGCAGCGCUGUUGGGCGACCUUUCAUUCCGUUUGUGAUUUGGUGGGGGUCUCGGAUCAGAUAGGUAUCCCCUAUCUUGUGGAUAACUUUAAAACUUGGCACAAUCUCUUUAAAGUUGUUCUGCACAUUAGAUAAAUGUCGACUAACUCAUGCUUAUGGAGUGUCUCGACUAUCCUCUUCUGUCUCAUGUCGGGGGGGGAAGGUAGGAUUGGACAUGUUGAAUUAAACCACGGCCAGGUAGAUCUAGCAACUGCUUUUUCUCCUCUCACCAGUGAAAGAAAAAAGUUUAUCGUGGAGUUGGGAAGAAUAGGCAUUCGGCUAACAUAUGGCCGGCUUUAGAGCUUUAUCAUUUUCUAUUUUAACAUAUAGUGUUAACGUAUUUUGCGUACUUUUCCUGCUGUAAGCACAUUGUGCCUGCUUUGUUUUCAUAUAUUAUUUUGCAGCCAAAAGGCUUCCAUGAGAAGAAAAAUAGCUGUAAAAGGAAAUUAGUUGUUCCACCAACCACUACAGUGCCUUGCGUUGGCUCAUGGGCCUGUCACUGGUUUGUCACCUACAAUUAUUGUUAAAAUAGACCUCUUUUAGGAUAACACUACUGUCUUCUAGUGCAAGCUAUCAAGUACAUUCAGUUAUAUGUUGGGGGGACAGUCUCCCAGUAUCUGCUGGGACAUGGACAAGACAGGUUGGAUUUAUUAGUGUGAUCUUAUUGUAUUGGCUCCAGCUACUAAUGAAAUAGCAUGAACGCCUAGCCAGAGUGCACAGUGUCUGUCCCGUGCUGUAGUGACCGUGUGGCAUCAGAGACUAUACCGUAGUUUAUCUACCAUUUUGUGUUCCAGCAAUGUAAACUCUACUGCAUCAUGCAACGACUCUUGUCCGUGUAUAUUAUGUAACUUUCCAUGGACAUUACGUAGAAGUUUGGGUCUGUGACAUAACAUGGGAAAAUUAGCAUCUACACUAUCAAAGUUAAAGGGGUUGUCUCAUCUCUCCGUUACUAAGGCGGGAUGCGACACAGUUCUGACCACCUCCAGGCUGGGAAACUGCACAGAAAUGCCAUAGCUUGUUGUGCUAUGUACCUCCCAUGCACGCCAAUGAGAUCUUCUGUUUCCCUGACAGGUGGUGGUUGGAACGGUGUCUCAUCUUGCCUUAGUAAUGGCGAGAUGAGACAUCCCUCUUAAAAUAUUGUAAAACAAGCUGUCACUUUUCCUCAGUAUGGCAGCAAGCAGUUCAACUAGCGGUGUAUAUUCACCUCCUCACCUUCCUUAUUGUAUUGUGCAAUAGAGACAGAACUUGGAUCUGUAGAUGUUGAAGAUGAGCCAUAAUGGCAGACGUGCAAAUGGGCCUAACAUUAAUGCCCUUUACGCUUGAUAGUAUAUAUGAAAGGGCAGAUUUAUCAGUAUUGUGUCUGGGACCAGUUUUCAUUAAAGAAGUUUUCCAGUGUCUAGAUAUUGAUGACCUGUCGUCCAAAUCAGUCAUCAGUAUCAGUUUGGUAGGGUUCGAACACCAGACACGCCCACGAUCAGCAGUUUUCUGGCUGCUGACUCCACUGGACACAACACACUGUAUGCAGCUGGAAGUAGGAAGCUCUGUCCAUUGUGUUGUCUCCAAAUUUUGAGUAAGGUUAUUUCCCCCCCCUGCGCGCGAUAAGCUGUAUGGGGAGACAGUGCGCAUGCGCCGUCUGCAUUCUCUUAUCCGGACCACUGCUGCUGUCUAUGGUCUUUGCCAUAGACAGCAGUGAACAUGAGAGAUGUACAGUCUCCCCGUACAGCUGGAGGGGGUUGUCGGGUCAGGACCCCCAUCAAUCUGAUAUUGAUGACCUAUAGUAAAAGUCAAUAUAGUAAAAGUCAUCAAUAGUAAAAGCCAUCAAUAGUAAAAGCCCAGGACAACCCCUUUAAUUAAACGUGUUUUAAUGGUAAAAAACAAAACACAUAACUGCAUCAAAAACUGUGAAAAAAGACAUCUAUAUUUUUCUGAUACAGUUUCCACUAUACCUGCACUGGCAAUAUACGCUUACGGUAUGUGAGGUUACAGGCAGUUAGGUUACCUUCAAGUGUUCCACAGAUGCAAAGGAGACGUAGGUAAUUUUGAAGAGAAAGCAGCGCUUGCUUCAAAUAGCUGUGUCGGCCAAUGGGCUCAUACAUUUGAAGAUGCCCCUUGGAGGCUUCAGUUGUUUGAUAAAUAUGGUGGUAGUCUCCUGAGAUGGUUUCAGGACCCUUUAGGAUGGUUUCCAUUUUUAUGGUCAAGACAUAUUGAUAAAUCUGCUCUGAGUUUAACAAUAUCUAUCUUUUAUUUGUAGCAACAUUUAGGGAUUUUUUUAUUAUUAAAUAUGUCAUAGGAUUAUUUUUUCUUUUUAUAAUGCACAUUUGAUAUUAUGUAAAAUAACUAUUAUUUGUUAAGCUUUAUUUGAUAUGAAAUGAAGUGAGGUUAAAUACUGCAGUGCAGAUGUACCUGGAAUUGACCGGUUACCCCUUUGAACCGUUAUGAUAUUUCCUUGGGUCAGCUGUGUGGUUUGCACCUUUAAGCACUGCCUUUCUUGGGGUAGGUUCACAUGUGGUGCAUAUGCUGUGGAUUGUCUGUCACAGAUUUGCAUGGAAAAUCCACAGCAUAUUACAUCACCAAGAAAGUGAUUUUACAAAAUCUCAUCUAUAAGCUGCAGAAAAAAAAUUAGCAACCUGACCUGUGGUGUGGAUUUUAAAUCCACAGCGAGUCUGUUUACGCUGUGGAUUUCGCCGUGAAAUCUGCCCCAUAUCUGCAGUAUUUUUAUGGUAUGACUUCAGCAGCAAACUUUGCAUUAGGGCCCAUUCACACGACCGUAUAUAUUUGUGUCCGCAUCCGUUCCACUAUUUUGCGGAACAGAUGCUGUCCCAUUAAUUUUAACAGGGCCGCAAAAGAUGCAGACUGCACACUGUGUUGUGCGCUUCCGCACUUCCUUUCUGUGGCCCCGCAAAAAAAGAAGUCUUGUUCUAGGCCGCAAUUGUAGAAAAGAGGCAUUUCCGUCAUAGGGCUGGCUGUGCCAUUCCGCAAAAUGCGUAACGCACGCGGCCGGUAUUAAUGCUUUGCAUAUCCGCAAAAAUGGAUAUGGUCGUCUGAAUGAGCCCUCAGUAUGUGAAUUUUUCUGCGGCAGAAUUCCAGCAGAGAGCGGACCCAUCCCAUGUGUACCUACUCUAAAACAUUUCAAAGGUGCGUAAACUGCAGUUUUCAUUUUUUUUUCCUUUUUUAUGUAAAGUUUUUCUAAAAUUCAGUGAUAUCUUUAAAUGUGAACAUUUACAAUCCUGUUUUAAUUAAGGGUUAUUCCAUUAUUGAAUUAAAUUGACAUAUCCAAUCCAAUCAUGGAUGACGAUCAUUUUAUCUGGUCUCCUAGGUAAUAUGGGUUUACUGCAUUAUUAACAGUGGAAACAUGGGUGCUUUUAACACUAUAUCACUAUGCCAAAAUGUUUAUUAAUAACCUUAUCAUGGUAUCACUAAUAUCAAUGAACAUGUAUGUGUAAGCUGUUUGGUAGGUUAUUGUGCCUUGCGUACCACUGAAGUGCACAUGUAAUGCAUCUUAUCUCACAUAUACAGUAAGCCUUAGAACACUUCCUAUAGCAUUCACACUAAGGAAUGUACGCCAGAAAACUUCUAUUCCACUGGCCUCAGAGUUUUAGUUCCCAUGCAUGAAUUGGGUGAGAAAGUUGUUUUUCUGUUUAAUACAACAGACCCCUCUUUUUAUAGGGAACCUGUAACCAGUCUGCAGGCGGCAUGUUAUAGCGCAGAAGGAGCUGCGCAGAUUGGUGUUUAUAAUUAGUGUUGAGUGAAGCAAGCUUCAGAUGCUUCAUCCGAAGUUGCUUCAUGCUUAACUUUGGAAUAAUACUGUACGGAGAUUAGUCUCAGUACAGUAUUAGAAUGUAUGGGCUCCGAUGAGCCGAAGUUAUUCACAAAGUCGCGCCUGACUUCGUUGAAUAAAUUCAAGUGGAAACCACUGUAAAACUUGAACAAAGUUUGGUUUCAAGUUUUAAAGUGGUUUUACUUUAAAGUGGUCUAACUUCGGCUCAUCAGAGCCCAUACAUUUGAAGACUGUAUGGAGACGAAUCUCUGUACAACUUGCUUAGAAUGAUGGUACGCCCAGAAUGAUCAGGGUUUUAGAUGAAUAAAAUGUGAGUAAGACAGCGUUCACACUGCAUUUGAGCCAAUUGCUGGACUUUCCAUUGGGGGUGAACAUUUGCAUACCUGACUAUUCAGUUCAAUGUGAGGAAGUCCAUUGGAUGAAUCUUUUUGAUUGGUUUCUGUUCGCUUGUGUCUUUUUUGUGGUGUGGUAGACUACUCUAAUUUGUCCUCCAAAAAGGAUGGACGUACAAAAGUCAAUCCUCAUUGAAGUGAAUGGAUCCAUCACGGCACACAUGUUAAUACCUUUGUCGGGGAUUCAGAUUUAUACUCCUAAUGGAAAGCAGAGUGGGGGGCUAAAAAUUUUAACAAUGCUGCCGGCGGGUAGGAAUGGACAUGUACAAUGUAACAGGCUCCCUUUCCAUUACUGAAUUAUUCUAAAUGACAUUCCAAGGUAAUACACUAUUGUGCAUUCACAGAGGAGUAGUCACCUCAGGUUUGGGUCGGGUAACUUUCUUUUCAGCACUAACAUAGCAACCAAUCACUGCGCAGCUUUCAUUUCACAUAGGGCACUUGAAAAACAAAAGCUGUGCUGUGAUUGGUUGCUGUGGGCAAGGAAGACAGUUUUUUUUAGUUUUUUCUUUGAUACAGUUUCAUGAAUCUAUCUAAGAGUUUCCACUUUGAAAGAAUUUUAAAUGUGUUGUCUCAUGAAGACAGCUUAUCCUCAAUUUCACAGGAUGGGUUAUAAGAUCUGAUUGCUGGGACCCCUGCUGAUCACGAGAACGAGGGCCGUUCUCCCAUGUCGGAGUAGAGCAGCGUCCACACGUGCACAUUUAGCUCUGUGGGGCUGCCAAAUAUAGUCAAGUAGUCGGCUAUCUCCGUCAUUCCUGGGGAUUGGUGGACACGCGUGUGUCUGACACUCCAUUCAAACAAGGAGCAGAGGGGUCCCAGAGGGUGGGCUCCCACUAAACAGACACCUAUCCUCCAUCCUUUGGAUAGAGGCUAAGUUGUCUUCAUGCUUUAAUGCGCUGGUUUCAGGUCCAAACCAUUAACAUUGCAUUGUCAUUUCAGCAGCUCCUUUUAGUGUAUAUACCUAUUAUAGAUUUUACUCCUUUAUUUUAUAGUUGCUUAUUUGAGAACAAGUGGCCCUUUUGUGUACAUAGAUUGGUAGGUCUAUUUGUAAAGGGCUGGUGUCAUAAUGGCGAAUUCCUCGGAUUCAUGUGUAAUUGAUUCCUUUAUUUCCUGUCCUGGCUGUAUUUUGCAGCAGCGCCAUGUUUUAGAAGAUUGUACACAUUUAGAACGGCCUAAUUCUGUGAAAUGUGAUGCUUUGUAAACUGAGUUUUAGGGGAUUAAUUCAAUUUGAUUUAUGUACUAAUACAUUUUCCUAAUAAAAAUGCACUUUACUUGCAAA
Molecule: messenger RNA, 7527 nt
Organism: Bufo gargarizans (Asiatic toad)
Lineage: Eukaryota; Metazoa; Chordata; Amphibia; Anura; Bufonidae
Gene: STX2
Product: syntaxin 2
Exons: 10
Coding region: 142-1008 (288 amino acids)
Biological process (GO): synaptic vesicle fusion to presynaptic active zone membrane; intracellular protein transport; exocytosis
Cellular component (GO): SNARE complex; presynaptic active zone membrane; synaptic vesicle
Molecular function (GO): SNARE binding; SNAP receptor activity
Source: RefSeq, a predicted model, not a curated record